Fragaria vesca subsp. vesca is the source of this 492-nucleotide messenger RNA. Its product is annotated as CASP-like protein POPTRDRAFT_810994-like. The record is from RefSeq and is a predicted model, not a curated record. NCBI's taxonomy places the organism in Eukaryota, Viridiplantae, Streptophyta, Magnoliopsida, Rosales, Rosaceae. The coding region runs from base 1 to 492 and encodes 163 amino acids. The transcript has 3 exons.
AUGAUCACCGGCAGGAGGAUCUUCACCUUUCUGCUUAGGCUGCUGACCUUUGCUGCAACUCUGGUUGCCACCAUUGUGAUGGUUACAAGCCAUGACUCUACUAAUGUCUUGAACUUAACAUUCAAGGCCAAAUUCAGCAACGCACCAGCUUUCAAGUACUUUGUGGUUGUGGAAGCAAUUGCUUGCGCGUACAGCUUAGUCAUUAUGUUUCUUUCUUCCAAGGGCUCGCUUUGGCGCUUGGUUAUCAUCCUCGACGUGGUUGUAGCUGUGUUACUUGCAUCAAGUGUGUCAUCGGCACUGGCAAUAGCAAGUGUGGGGAAGAAAGGAAACAUGCACGCUGGUUGGCUUCCGAUUUGUGGACAAGUCCCCAAGUUUUGCAACCAUGUCACUGCUGCUCUUGUUGCUGGCUUCGUUGCAGCAAUCCUGUAUUUUCUUCUUGUUAUCUAUACCCUCUACACUGUUCUCCAUCCUCUAUUUGUUGUAAAAUCUUGA